AUGAAGUUAUUAUGGAAACCAUUUUUGCUGCUAUCAGUCAUGGAGUGUCUUACAGAUUGUUUGGAUUAUAAAUCAUUCCAUGGGCCAAAAUGGCGGAUGGAGCCCAGUGAUUUAAUGGUGCCUGUUGGUUUACCAGAAGAAGAGGCCACACUCACCUGUGAUGCCAAAGGCUUCCCUGCUCCUCAGUACAGGUGGUCACUAAACGGCACACUGAUCGAUCUGAGGGCUGAUUAUCGGCGCCGUCUCUCUGGGGGCAAUCUGGUUAUAAGGAAUCUGGACCUUGCACAGGAUGCAGGAAUCUACCAGUGCACUGCUUUUAACUCGCUGGGAGCCAUUCUCAGCCGGAGAGCGAGCCUUCAGUUCGCAUAUUUGAAUUUUAAAACACAAACGAGAAGUGCUGUUUCAGUGCGUGAAGGCCAAGGUGUAGUUUUACUAUGUGGUACACCCGUAUAUGCAGGAGAGCUGCAUUUCGCCUGGGUGUUCAAUGAGUACCCAUACUUUGUCCAGCAAGACAGCAGACGUUUUGUCUCACAAGAGACUGGGAACCUUUACAUUGCUAAAGUAGAACCUUCGGAUGUAGGGAACUACACAUGCGUGGUGGUAAAUCGCAUUACAAAGGUCAAAAUGCUGAGCUCUCCCACGCCACUGGUCCUGAGGACAGAUGGUGUGAUGGGUGAAUAUGAGCCUAAAAUAGAAGUUCAUUUCCCUGAUAUGGUUCCAGCUGCCAAGGGCUCCAUUGUAAUAUUGGAAUGUUUUGCUCUGGGGAAUCCAGUGCCUGAAAUAACAUGGAGAAGGGCUAAUGGAGUUCCCUUUCCCAACAAAGUGAAGAUGAAGAACUCUAAUGUUGUUCUGGAGAUUCCCAGUUUUCAACAAGAGGAUGCGGGAGGUUAUGAGUGUGUGGCAGAGAACAAGAUGGGAAGGAACACUGUGAAAGGACGACUCUCCUUCCAUGCUAAGCCUCAGUGGGUGCAGACCAUGCACGACAGUGCCUUAUCCAUUGACGAAAGGCUGUUUUGGGAAUGUAAAGCAAGUGGAAAACCCAAGCCCUCAUAUAGCUGGCUAAAAAAUGGAGAACUACUUAAUACAGAGGACAGGAUUCACAUAGACAAUGGAGCGCUAACUGUAGUCUCAGUGAACCUGUCUGACGCUGGCAUGUAUCAGUGCGUCGCGGAAAACAAACAUGGCAUCAUUUAUUUCAGCGCUGAGCUGGUUGUGCUUGCCUCACCCCCAGAUUUCUCCAGAUCCCAAGUGCGAGCAUUACUUAAAGCUAAAACUGGCAGCACUGUGACCAUGGAGUGUAAGCCCCAGGCUUAUCCCCCUCCCAUCACAUCCUGGAGGAAAGGCAGUGAACAUCUCCAGAGCACAGAGAGAAUAAGUCUUCUCCCUGAUGGGACACUAAGAAUCAUAAAUGUGACAAAGACAGAUGUAGGCAGCUACACAUGCCUGGCGAGAAAUCAAUUUGGGAUGGCAAGCACCACCAGAAGACUACUGGUCAUAGAUCCCACACGGAUCACUCAGGGCCCAGCGGAUAUGGAAAUCAUAGUGGGCGAGAGCAUCGUGCUGCCGUGCCAAAUCGCAUGUGAUGCUUCUCUGGAUGUGUCUUUCUCCUGGGCCUUUAACGGACAGCUUCUCAACAAACUCGACCCGCACUAUGAACAUGUUGGUGGGGGAGUGGCUGGAGAUCUAAUGAUUCGCAACAUUCAGCUAAAGCAUGCCGGGAAGUAUGUCUGCUUCAUCGAUACUGAUGUGGAAAGUUUGUCUGCAGCUGCUAUUUUGAUUGUAAAAGGUCCCCCUGGAGCUCCAGAUGGUAUAACAGUAGAGGAGGUCACAGACAGCACAGCACAGCUGUCCUGGAGGCCUGGACAGGACAAUGGCAGUCCCAUCCUGAGCUACAUUAUCCAGACCAAAACAGCUUUCACUGUGGGGUGGCAGGCUGUAAAUACAGUGCCAGAGGUGAUAGAUGGGAACACUUUGACCGCUACGGUGGUGGACCUGAACGCAUGGGUGGAGUAUGAGUUCAGAGUCCUGGCUAGGAACAGCGUUGGUGUAGGAGAACCAAGUCCAGCCUCGCUCAAGACCAGAACCGAGGAUGCUGUUCCUGAUACAGCACCAGCUAAUGUCGGAGGUGGAGGAGGCUCCAAGUCUGAAUUGGUAAUAACGUGGGAGCCUGUGCCUGAGGAGCUGCAGAACGGAGACGGUUUUGGUUACAUCAUUGCUUUGCGGCUGCUUGGUGAGCUGACAUGGACACACGUCGUGACAUCAGCACCAGGACGCUAUGUUUACCGCAACGAGAGCAUUGCACCAUUUUCUCCUUUUACUGUGAAAGUGGGUGCAUACAAUGUGAAAGGCCAGGGACCCUUUAGCCCUGCCACCACAGUGUUCUCUGCAGAGGAAGAGCCCAGCAGAAUGCCAGGAGGAGUGUGGGCUCGGAGUAUUUCUGACAACGAAUUCGAAGUGAGCUGGCAGACACUCUCUGACUCUCCUGAAAGAGUUUUGGGUUAUGAGGUCAUAUACUGGGAAGACGACACUAAGCCUGAGACCAUGGGUAAAGUGCGAGUGUCUGCAAACCAGAACACAGUGAACAUCAGUGGUCUGAAGGGGUACACUCAAUAUUUCCUUACAGUGAGCUCUUUCAACACAGCAGGAACUGGGCCGCGCACACCAACCAUUAACAUCACCACCAAAAAGUCUUCUCCAGGACAGCCUCCUGUAAAUGUGGAGUGGAAUCUUAUCGGUUCAAAGCUGACUGUCCACUGGGACCCUGUAGUCACCAUGGAAAUGGAGUCAGAGGUCACUGGGUAUAAGGUUUCUUACACAAGGAACAGACAUACAGAAGUUAACACAGUGACUACUAACGUUACUUCUGUGGAGCUCAUCCUCCCUGCCGAUGAUAAUUACAUCAUUCAGAUUUGUGCUCUGAGCGACAGCGGAGACGGCAUGCCCACUGAGCCAAUCAAAAUCCACAAACUGAGUAUGAGUGUACGGGGUUCGAGAGCGUGGCAACCGACCUCCACCCCCUUGUCCUUGCUCUUUAUCAUCGCAUUAACUGCCAUGAGGCCAACGUUGUGAAAAUAACUUUAGUGUUGCACAGACUUAUUGAGUUGAUCUUGUGUGCUCAUUCUUUACAAAUCAUGAGAGCGGUGUGUUAAAACAAUGUUUUUAAAACUCCCAACCUUCCCAUACUUCACCUGAGGCAGCAUCUUGUGCAUUUGAUGAAACCGACAAGGAAAUUCAAAGUUACAGGAUUUUGUGUGCAUGUUAUGGUCUCGAGGCAAGCAUUUGAUUAGUCUGGACAAAGUCUUUUUUUUUGUUUUUUUUUUGUAACGUACACGGAUGUCAUGACUCAUAUGCACUACUUGCCAGCUGGUCUCUGUGACCCUUGCGGAGAACAAAAUGCCUUACUUCCAUGUUACAUGCCAAAGUAGUUCAUGUCUUUCGUCAUGUCCUUCACUUCUUGUUGCUACACUACUCUUUGUCAUGGCUUUUUAUUCCUUUUGAUAUGAAAAUGUAAAGUAAGUCAGUGUUUUUAUACGAUAUUGUUACAUAUCACUGGCGCUCCGCGGCUUCUGCGUACCCAUUUUACGGAAUAUGAUUUUUCACUGUGCCUUCUAUACAAUAGCUGCAUAUCUUUCAUUUAACUUUACAUCAUUAGGUCUUUACUCUUCAGUAAUUCCUCACCUUUGAGGAUGUAGCAGUGUGUCUUUUGAUGCUGAUUUUGUUUUAAGUUAGUGGAAGCAGUGGCUAUGUGUCAUGAACUAUGUCACUGGGUUUUGUUACCAUGUACAAAUAGAACACAAUGUAAUAUUGAGUUGCAGCCUUAGAAUUUAUUAUGUUUAUAAUGUCUUUAAAAAAUGCUACCGAAGUAUUUAUUAAAGCUAACAAUAGGAUGUUAUUCUCCGAAACUCUGUCACAUCACUGCAAAAUGGUAGAUUUUUUUUUUUUUUUUGGUUUACUAAGGAAUGAGGACAUCCUGUGGAGCAGAAAACUGAGAGUUGAACAGAUUUUUAUGUGGAAAGGUUGUUAUAUGUUGUUAUGGUAUGUUGCAUAAAUAUUCACUCAUGAAAGUAUUUCACGUUUUGUAGUGUUACAAUCUGUACCUGAAAUAGAAUACAAGAGAGCAAAAUAGUUUGUUCUUUCAAGUACUGGCCAAUCAGGGACAUUCAAGAGUUCCUAAAUGCGAAAGAGCGAAAGAGUGUAAAUAGCACUAAAGUUAUGUUACCCAGAGAUGCAACAGUUCACAAAAGGCAAGCUGGAUAUAAGAUAGUGAAUAGCUGAUUGAAGAAAGUACAAAAAAAAAAAAGAUCUGUGACAAAGUUCUGGAAAUGUCUCAGUCAGGGUUGUUGAAAAGAAUAAAUCUCACAAAGGACUUUGUUCAGAGAAGCAAGCAAGGAGUAACUGUCAACAUGGUGUUACCACACUUCACUGAAGAGAUGGUGUUAUCGGGGUUAUAAGCAGUGCUGGCUUUCUCACAAAUGUACUACUUUAUGUCAAGAACAAAAAGUUCGAUUUUGCUUACUACAAUGGAUGUAAAGAUAAAUUGCAACAGAUGUGUAAAAAAACAUGAAGCUGUGCAUUUUUGCCAGAGUAUAAUUUAUUUCUUUUUAUGUAGACAAAAAUGCAGAUGGAUUUACAUUGUUUCUGGUUCAA
Molecule: messenger RNA, 4647 nt
Organism: Clarias gariepinus (North African catfish)
Lineage: Eukaryota; Metazoa; Chordata; Actinopteri; Siluriformes; Clariidae
Gene: cntn3a.2
Product: contactin 3a, tandem duplicate 2
Exons: 22
Coding region: 1-3069 (1022 amino acids)
Molecular function (GO): protein binding
Source: RefSeq, a predicted model, not a curated record